AUGGUGGAAAAUUCACAGUCACCAUUCCCAGAAGGAGUGAUUUAUGGUUUUGUUAUUUUCUUAAGUGCCAAGUUUGUCUCCAUACUAUAUCUUGUAUGGACUUUUAUUCCUGAGUCUUGGCUAAUCUGCUUAGGUUUAAUCUACUUGCCUCAAAAAUAUUGGGCUGUCAUAUUACCUGUCUACCUCUUUAUUACUAUAGUAAUCAGUAAUGUACUCUUAUUUUUAAUUAACAUGAUGACCACCUCUCCACUUGAUCCCAUUCACACAAUCACAGAUAACUAUGCUAAAAACCAACAGCAGAAGAAAUAUCAAGAAGAAGCCAUUGCAACAUUAAGAGAUAUUCCUAUUAGUGAAGUAAACCAAAUGUUCUUUCUUGCAGCCAAAGAACUUUACACCAAAAACUGA
Messenger RNA from Trichechus manatus latirostris (Florida manatee), 405 nucleotides. Its product is annotated as phosphatidylinositol N-acetylglucosaminyltransferase subunit P-like. Gene Ontology annotation, molecular function: phosphatidylinositol N-acetylglucosaminyltransferase activity. Lineage: Eukaryota; Metazoa; Chordata; Mammalia; Sirenia; Trichechidae. The record is from RefSeq and is a predicted model, not a curated record. The transcript is spliced from 2 exons. Gene Ontology annotation, cellular component: endoplasmic reticulum. Gene Ontology annotation, biological process: GPI anchor biosynthetic process. Bases 1 to 405 code for a protein of 134 amino acids.